GCCAUAAUUGCUAAUUUGUUAAUUUGUUAAUUUGUAUUUUCGAAGUUUUUGUCUAUUGUUCAGGAAAAUCUCGAUGUGCCUAACUUUAGCAAUUAGAUCUUCAGGUGCUUAAUUUUUAUCACUUAACCCCCCACUCCCUAGUUAAUAUAUAGAUAUAAAAAAGUAACCUUAUUUUCAGUUUUGGAUAGAUAACUUCAGUUUUGGAUAGAUAACUCUAUGACAUAUUAAACUUUAAUUAUUUAAUUUUGAAGUUUAACAUUCUCAAUAUUUUAUCGCUAAUUGCGCUAUCUAUCUUUCAAUCAGUUGAUAACUAGAGUGGUUCACAAUGUCAACCGAAUCUGCAGAGCAGCAAUUACCCCCAUCGAAGACAGAGUCUCUUGCUGAAAAUGAAAAAGUAAAAGUAAAGGAUACUUCCGUCGAAUUAGGUAGUUUAUUACAGGGAGAGUUAUACGAUAUUACGGAUACAAACAAAACUUAUCUUGCAAAAUCGAAAAUUCUUUCUGAUGCUAUCGAUGAAAUUGGAUUUGGAAGAUAUCAAACUGGAUUAUUUUUUGUAGCUGGAUUUGGAUGGUUAUCGGAUAAUGCCUGGCCUGUUGCUACUGGUUUGAUUUUGGCAAGAUUAAACGAAGAAAAUGGGGUUCAUGCUCCAGUUGGUAGGGCUCCAUAUUUAACUUUAGCUCAAAAUUUAGGGUUAUUAGCGGGUGCCUUAUUUUGGUCUCUUUCUUCAGAUAUUAUUGGUAGAAGGUGGGCUUUUAAUUUAACAUUUUUAAUUACUGGUAUAUUUGCUGUCAUAGCUGGUGCAUCACCAAAUUUUGCUGCUAUAGGGGUUUUUAAUGCACUUUGGAGUUUUGGUGUUGGUGGUAAUUUACCUGUUGACUCUGCUAUCUUUUUAGAGGCAUUGCCAAGUAGACAUCAAUGGCUUUUAACUGUUAUGUCUGUCUGGUGGGCAUUUGGUCAAAUUAUUGCUAAUCUUGUAUCAUGGGGUCUUAUUGCAAAUUAUUCUUGUGAUGAUAGUAGUACUAUAUGUCUCAAAAAUAAUAAUAAAGGUUGGAGAUACUUUUUAUUCACCAUGGGUGGAUUCACUUUGUUGAUGUUCUUGGCAAGAUUUGCUUUCCGUGUUUUUGAAUCACCCAAGUUCCAUUUGGCUAGAGGUGAUGAUGUAAAAGCUGUUGAAACAGUUCAUAAGAUUGCAAAAAUCAAUGGUAAAGAAUUAGAUCUUUCUAUUGAAGAUUUGCAGGCUAUUGAUGAAUUGCAUUUAGAUGGAGAAGAGAAAGUACUGGGUAAUAUUUUACUCAAAGAAAGGUUGGCCAGAUUCAAUCUCACACAUAUUAGAGAGUGUUUCGGAACCAAAAAGUUGGCAAUUUCUUCUUCAUUGGUUAUUUUCACUUGGGGUUUAAUUGGACUUGCAUUCCCUCUUUAUAACGCUUUCUUACCUUAUUAUUUAGAAACUAGGGGGAAUGCCAAUGCUCCAUUAAGUGUCCAUGAUACAUAUAGAAAUUCUUUAAUUGUUUCUGCCGUCGGUGUGCCUGGUGCCAUAGUUGCUGGUUUCUUGGUUGAAUUGAAAAUAGGUAGAAAGGGAACUUUAUGUGGUUCUUUGAUUCUAACUGGAGUUUUCUUAUUUGCAUCCACUACAGCAAAGACAAGUAAUGCCAAUUUAGGUUGGAACUGUGCUUUUACAUUCUUCUCUAAUAUUAUGUAUGGAGUAUUAUAUGCAUACACUCCGGAAGUCUUUUUUGCAAAAAUUAGAGGAACUGGUAUUGGUUUAGCAGCAUCUUUUAAUCGAGUGUUAGGUGUUUUUGCACCUAUUAUUGCAAUUUAUGCUGAUUUAACGACGUCAGCACCAAUUUUUGUCAGUGGAGCCUUAUUUAUUGCCUCUGGUUUCUUGGUCUUAUUGUUUCCUUAUGAGCCAAGAGGUAAGGCUAGUUUAUAGUUUUCAUCUGCUCUAUAGAUUGAUUCUAUAUAUAUAUGUUCAAAUAUUACGUAUAAGUUUUCCCAAUUAGGUAACUGUUUCCAU
This is a messenger RNA of Scheffersomyces amazonensis, 2014 nucleotides long. RefSeq lists its product as uncharacterized. Gene Ontology annotation, cellular component: membrane. NCBI's taxonomy places the organism in Eukaryota, Fungi, Ascomycota, Pichiomycetes, Serinales, Debaryomycetaceae. The record is from RefSeq and is a predicted model, not a curated record. Bases 326 to 1930 code for a protein of 534 amino acids. The transcript has a single exon. Gene Ontology annotation, molecular function: transmembrane transporter activity. Gene Ontology annotation, biological process: transmembrane transport.